Molecule: messenger RNA, 3561 nt
Organism: Lactuca sativa (garden lettuce)
Lineage: Eukaryota; Viridiplantae; Streptophyta; Magnoliopsida; Asterales; Asteraceae
Source: RefSeq, a predicted model, not a curated record
AUAUCUCCAGAAAAUAAUAAAAAGAGAACACCAUCGAUUUUUAAGGCAAAGGAGAACCAUCCCCAUCUUAUCCUCUUUAGCUGUCUAUCUUCCUUCCUCGUUGGUUCGUCAUUUCCAUGCCGACAAACAAACCUCUGUAAUUUUCAGUCGUCAUCUUUCUCAGGCUCGAGACUCGUCACUGGUUGUUCGUUCUAUGUCAUCGCUGCUUCAAGUCUGCUUGUCUUCCUGUCGAGGCAUUAUGUACUAGAUCCCUACAUUGGAACACAAGGGAGGAAAGCCGGUGAAACCAACUUUCAUAACCGAUAAGGUGAGGAAGAGUUUCAGAACUUACUAAGAUACACCCUGUAUAUAAGGAGAAACUUUAAAUAAAUAAACAAAAUUGUGGGAAAGGUGAAGAGUCAUCAACUCAUUACUAAUAAUGGUUGUUCUAUCUGAACUUCCAGAAGGAUCUUCAUCUUCUUCAUUAACUCAUGGCCAUAGUUCACCAACUUGUGGUCGUAGUUCAUCAACUGAUGGCCAUAGAUACGAUGUAUUUUUAAGUUUUAGAGGUGUUGACACUCGUCAUAGUUUCACUGAUCACCUUCAUAAGGCCCUCAUUCAUGCCAAUAUCACUACCUUCUUGGACAAUGAAGAGAUUGAAACAGGAGAAGAUCUGAAACCAGAAUUGGAGAGUGCGAUUAAGGCAUCUCGGGCUUCUAUUAUAGUGUUGUCUAAGAAUUACGUGUCUUCAACAUGGUGCCUUGAUGAAUUGGUGUUGAUCCUUGAGCAGCGUAUGACAUCCAACCAUAUUGUCAUCCCAAUCUUCUAUCAUGUGGAGCCCACCCAUGUCAGGAAGCAGCAAAGUAGCUUUGGAGAUGCAAUGGCUAAGCAUAAACAAACAAUGGAGGCAGAGACAAAUGUAAAUAAAAGAAGUCAAUGGGCUCAAAAGAUGGACCGAUGGAAUAAAGCGCUUAUAGAAGCUGCUAAUUUAAAAGGAUAUGAUGUUCAUGGAAGGCUAGAGACGGAAUUUAUUGAAGAGAUUGUGAAGGACAUCCACCGUAGGUUACAUGUACGCUCAAGGAGUGUUCGGCAACAACUUAUUGGGAUGGAAUAUCAUAUUAAGUUCAUCACUUCAUGGUUGAAAUAUGGAUCCUCACAUACGGCAGACAUACUCACUAUUACGGGAAUCGACUGGAUCGGGAAGACAUACUCACUAUUACGGGAAUCGGCUGGAUCGGGAAGACAUCGUUAGCCAAACAUAUCUAUGACCUAUAUUGGCAUGAAUUCAGCACAAGCAGUUGUAUUGAAGAUAUCAGUAGGAGAUGUGAUGGAAAGUUUAAUGGGCUGCUUGAUAUACAAAAACAACUCUGGGAUGACAUUUCAAAAAAAAAAGUUCAAUUCAAAUUCAUAAUGUUUCAGCAUACACCUCAAAGAUAGAGAAUGCAUUAGCCCGCAAACGGGUCUUUAUAGUUCUUGAUGAUAUCAAUACUAUUGAUCAGUUGGAUGCAUUACUCGGAAACAAAGGUUUUCAUCCCGGAAGCAAAAUUAUAUUAACAACAAAGGAAAGAUGGAUAACACAGAGUUUUGCACUAUUCAAAACAAAUAUUAAACCUAAGCAUGUAGAACGCUUCCGUAAAGGCUUAUGUAGGACUGAAUCAUGCCAGCUUUUGUGUUCCCAUGCAUUCAUGUGCAACCAUCCCAAGGCAGGUUAUGAAGAGGUGUUAGAGAAGCUUGUGAAGUAUUGCCAAGGACAUCCAUUGGCUCUCAAAGUUUUGGGCAAGUCGUUACAUAAUCGAGAUGUAGCUUACUGGGAAGGGUGCAUACAUGGGCUAAAAAAAGAAACAAAUUCAUACAUAAAUAAUGUCUUGAGAAUGAGCUUUGAAUCUUUGCCAUCUAACAAUGAUAAGGAAUUGUUUAAGCAUAUUGCUUGUUUUUUUGUUGGAAUGGAUAGAGAUGUUACCGAAACAAUAUUAGAGGCAUGCAAUAUAAACACGAGAUACGGAAUCAUUAAUCUCAUUAACAGAUGCCUUCUUAGUAUAGGACGGAAAAUGAAUUUAAGAUGCAUCAGUUGGUUCAAGAGAUGGGAAGAUUCGAAGUACUUCAAGAAUCACUUGACAAGCCAUGGAAGCGCAGUCGAUUAUGGUGUCAUGAGGAGUCGUUCAAAGUAUCAAAGAAAGAAAAGGGUAAGGGAAAUAUUCUAGGCCUUGCCUUGGACAUGCGAAUGGUUGAGAAAGAGAAGUCAGGUGCAUCAUUUGAGUUAGAUACGUUGAGUAACAUGGAUAAUCUGAUGCUCCUACAACUCAAUUAUGUGCACAUGAAUGGUUCUUAUGAAAACUUUCCGGAAGAAUUAAGAUGCUUAUGUAUGCAUGGGUACCAUUUAAAUUCUAUACCUUUAAAUUUACCAAUGGAGAAUCUGGUUGCUCUUGACAUGUCAUAUAGUAAUAUUGAAUCCUUUGUCUUUUGUGAUAGUAAUCCACAACGACAUGAAAAGAGACAAAAGUUAAGCGGAUCAUGCUUAAAACAAAAAAGGGUACUUGGAUCAUUGAAGAUUCUUAAUUUAAGUUUUUGUAAACAACUUCGUAGUCUUGGUGACUUUGACCAACUCCCUGCUCUUGAGAGGUUAAUAGUUAGGAAUUGCAUUGGUUUGAAUGAGGUUUGUGAAUCAAUUGGGCAAUGUGUUAAACUUGUCUUAAUCGAUCUGAGCUACUGCAACAAGCUUGAAAAAAUUCAAAAAAUCACAAGCAUGUUAGCGAAUGUUAAAAUAAUGUUCCUAGAGGGUUGUAAUCUUGGGGAAUCACGAAUCAAGAUUAGGGAUAUUGAUUUACAAGAAAGGCUCAAGGCUAACGACAUUGACGUAAAUACAAUAACCUCUUCCUCUGCCUUUGGGGGUGCUAUACCAAGUGAUUUGAAGUUCUCUGCAUUUUCUUUACCUAGGUCUUUAGUAAGUUCUCUGCACUUCAGUUGCCUAUCCAUGCUAAAGCAUUUAUAUUUAGACGGAAAUCUUAUCGAUUCCAUGCCCAUUUGUGUGAGAACCCUUCCUAGGCUUGAGAUACUUAGCAUGACAGUACAAAAAAAAUGUCAAUUAGUAACCAAAACGAUAUGGUCACUAACAAUAGAAUGCAUCGUCACUAAAUGAUUUAGUGACGAAAAUUCCGGUCGACACUUUUCGUCACUAUAGGUCCGUCACAAAACCGAUUUAGUGACCAAAUAUAAAUAUGGUCACUAAAUAGUGACUAAAAUAUACUCGUCACUAAAUCUGUGACAACCCACUUCGUCACUAAAUGUUGUCACUAUUUUAUCUACUUAGUGACCAAUAAAAGUCGUCACUGUUUAAUCCGAUUAGUGACCAGAGAAAAUGGUCACUAUUUAAUAUGAUUGGUGACCAUAGAAAGUGGUCACUGUUUAAUCCGAUUAGUGACCAUAGUAGGUGGUCACUGUUUAAUCCGAUUAGUGACCAUACCAAGUCAUCACUGAUUUAUCCUAUGAGACACAAAAAGGGGUCAAUAAUUAAGAAAUUAUUGAAAUAUUAAAUUUCAUUUUUAAUAUGAAAUAUAACAAUAUCCAAUUAGAUAAAAGAAAAAA